This is a messenger RNA of Eruca vesicaria subsp. sativa (arugula), 1590 nucleotides long. The record is from the annotation of a GenBank genome assembly. NCBI's taxonomy places the organism in Eukaryota, Viridiplantae, Streptophyta, Magnoliopsida, Brassicales, Brassicaceae.
AUUUUAGUUGUUGUCUCUUAACAAUCUGAGAAAAAGCAACGAAGCUCGUCAGAGAAUCGAUGUCGAACACAAACGAACCAGCGAAAGCUCUUCUACCUUACUUGCAACGCGCUGAUGAGUUGCAGAAACAUGAACCUCUUGUUGCUUAUUACUGUCGGCUAUACGCGAUGGAACGAGGAUUGAAGAUUCCUCAGAGCGAGAGAACUAAAACCACCAAUUCGAUUCUCAUGUCCCUCAUUAAUCAGCUCGAAAAGGAUAAGAAAUCAUUGACUCUGUCCCCAGAUGACAAUAUGCAUGUAGAGGGGUUUGCACUGAAUGUCUUUGCAAAGGCUGACAAGCAGGAUCGUGCAGGAAGAGCUGACUUGGGCACUGCCAAAACUUUCUAUGCUGCAAACAUCUUCUUUGAGAUUCUGAGCCAGUUUGGCCCGGUUCCUCCUGAUAUAGAGCAGAAACAGAAGUAUGCUGCUUGGAAGGCUGCUGACAUAAGGAAAGCCAUUAAAGAAGGAAGGAAACCCACUCCAGGUGACCCUGUUGAUGAUGAAAGUGAUUUAUCCAUCCCAUCAAGCGGUCCUAGUGGCUCCUAUGAUCUUGGUGCAAGUGAUACCAACGUACCAAGUCAGCAUAGAACAGAGCCUGGUCCAUCCCAUGACUCGAAUGAUGACUCAAGCCACCACCAUUUCCCUGAAGUGCCACAACAUCAUCUUCCUCCCAGGUUUCAUGACAAUCCUAACAACAAUUAUCCAACAGAUGCCCCACCUCCACCACCAUCUUCUUACCCUUCCAACGAUCUCAUUCCGCCUCCCACGGGACCAUCAGACUCCCCUUACCCCCAUCCUUACAACCAUCAAUCAUACCACCAAGAUCCCCCACAACACAUGCCGCCACCACAAAACUACCCAUCUCAUGAGCCUUCUCCAAACUCUCUCCCUAAUUUCCAGUCUUACCCUAGCUUUAGUGAAAGCAGCCUCCCAGCCACUCCUUCCCACUACCCUUCUCACUACCAAAACCCUGAACCUUACUAUUCCUCCCCACACUCCGCACCUGCUCCUUCUUCCACAAGCUUCGCCUCUGCUCCUCCUCCUGCUCCUUAUUCAUCAUCGAACGGGCGUGUCAAUGUUGCUCCUGUUCUAGAUCCUCCAUCUCAGAAGUACCAUUACGACAGCAACUACAAGCCAGGGCCAGAGAAGAUCGCAGAGGCACACAAGGCUGCUAGAUUCGCUGUAGGAGCUUUGGCUUUUGAUGAAGUCUCUACUGCUGUAGAACAUCUGAAGAAGUCACUCGAGUUGCUAACGAAUCCAUCAGCGGGACACUAAAUUUCAUGUUUUAAUUUAUGAACCUUUGGGUUUGAUGUGUGUGAACGUGUGUAUGAGCUCAUAAUCACACCAUUGGUUUGUUAUUAACUUAUCUGGCCCAGACUUUUGUGUACAAAACAAAAAUAUUGUGUGAAGUCUUCUGAUUUCUCAAACUUUGUUUUUUUUUUUUUUGCAUUCUCCCUUCAUGUUAUGUUAUAGUAUCUCUCUAACCACAAACAGUAUAAACGUACACCUAAAAAGGCUUGAUCCAUGGUUUUGUGUGAGAUUUACAAUUUAG